This is a messenger RNA of Thlaspi arvense, 2725 nucleotides long. The record is from the annotation of a GenBank genome assembly. NCBI's taxonomy places the organism in Eukaryota, Viridiplantae, Streptophyta, Magnoliopsida, Brassicales, Brassicaceae.
GUCGGACAAAAAAGCGACUCUCAAGUUAAAACCCUAAAACCCUUUUCGAAUCCAAGACGACCUCAUCUUCUUCACUUCACGCUCGCGCUCGUCGUCUGCUUCCUUCCGUUUCCGGCAAUUUCUAACUUGUUCUAAUGGCGAAUCUCAGAGAACCGCAGAGUCGCUGCGUCUUUGUGGAGACGAACCUCGAAACCCAUCUCGGUGUUCUCCUCAACAACAAUGAUACAAGCUCUGAUUUCAAAGAAAAUUUAUGCAAGGAGCAUAUGCAAUGUUUUCCAGAAAUUGGAGAAAUUGAAAUUUCUGCAGUAAAGGUUAAACGAAGAGAUCAGUUUUAUCACUGCUCAGACUCUGUGAUUUUGAGCUUGGCGCUUGCAGGAAUUAGAAAUUGGUAUAUAUAUGUUGAUCUGAGUGUAAAAGCUACCAACAAAAAAUGUUCCGAAAAUGAGUUGCUUGAGAGAGAGAAGGAGAUUGCAAUUGAUGGUACCAAAGAUCUGACCAUUGAAGAUGCUUUGGAAGAAGUAGCUGAGAAGAAAUCAAAAGAGGGGAAACUGAAAAGUUCAGAUGAAUCUGAUGUUGUUGCUGCAACUUCUUCUAGAUAUAAUGCGGAUGAGAGUCAGGAGCUAUGUGGAAAAGUGCAGGUUGCUUCUGAAUCUUGUGAUGUUGAGAAGCUAAAUGAGGUUGCUUCUGAAUCUUGUGAUGUUGAGAAGCUAAAUGAUCUUAAGAGAGCAAUAGAUCUUGAAACAGGAGAAGAAUUAGACAAGAUUGGCCUAGAGAAGAUUCUUGCACCUACUUUAGCACUUGUUGAUGCGCAUAUAACUUUAAGAGAUGAUGUGAAUGAGCGUCAGAAGGUAUCUGGAGAAGUACAAGUUGGUCUUGCUGCUGAACAUUGUGUGAUAUCACCAACAUAUGAUUUAGUCGCCGGAGCAAUAGAAAAAAACAGAAAUGUUCAAGAUAAUCUUCAAACUGCUGGAAACCAGUUAGAGGCUAACAGUGGUCUUUCUACGGAGAAGAAGAAGAAAAGGCGAAAGAGGCCUUCAAAGAAGAAUCGCAUCAAUCGAUCUACUGCUGGUGUUACCCCAGCUAAAGAAGAUACUCUUGUCCUGAUUGUUGAAGAGGAUCACAACAAUCAACCUAUCAAAGUUGUGGGAGAUUGUGAUGAGGAGAAUGUCAGUAAGGAUUUGGCAAGCAAAGCUGAAGUUUCUGAACAGAAAAUGGAUAAAAAGGGAGAAGUUCAUCAAGAUGCUGCUACUCCAGCUAAAGAAGAUACUCUCGUUGCUUCUGGUGCACAGAUUGUUGAAGAGGCUCAGAAGAAUCAACCUAUCAAUGGUGAAACUGUCGGUAAGGAUUUGGCAAGCAAAGCUGAAGUUUCUGAACAGAAAAAUGAUAAAAAGGGAGGAGUUCAUCACGAUGCUUUGGGUGCAGAAAGUGUUGAUAAGGUUGAGGUCAAAACAAAGAAGAGGAAGAAGAAGAAGAAGAAGAUGAGCGAUAAGAAGAAGCCUUGUGAUGAUAUGUUAGAGAAGACCGAUGGCGUUUCUAUACCAAUGAAUGAGGAAAAACCACAACUCGACGGAAAAACAUCUUUGCCAAGUUCUGUCUUAAUACACAAUAACGUUGAGGUCGAAACAAAGAAGAGGAAGAGGAAGAGCGAUGACAAGAAAAAGACUUGUGAUGAUGAUCACGAAACUGGUGAUAUGGAUGAGAAGACGGAUAACCUUUCUGUACCAAGGAAUGAGAAAAAACCAGAAUUGGAGGUGGUAAGAUCUUUGUCAAGUUCAGUUUUAAAACUCAAUAACUUGGCUCGAGGAAUGGCUUCACUAGGAACAAGAGAUUCACCUAGAUGCACAUGCCAAGGUCAAAGAAUCAGGAAGUUGGUCGUGUUAGAUUUGAAUGGUAUCCUUGCAGAUAUUGUUCAGGGGUAUAGAGGUUCUCCUCUUCCAGAUGGUAUAAUUUCAGAUAGAGCAGUUUUCAAGAGACCCUUUGUUGCUAGAUUUCUCGACUUCUGCUUUGAGAGAUUUGAUGUUGGCAUAUGGUCUUCCAGACGCAUUGGAUUGGAUUACAUGGCCUACAUUGUCAUGGGGAACCACGCAAAAAAUGUGACUUUCUGUUUCGAUCAACAUAUGUGCACUACAACAAAGUUCAAUACUCUAGAGAAAAGCUCAAAACCUAUAUUCCUUAAGGAUCUAAGAAGAGUUUGGGACCGUUUUGGUACAUGUCAUACUUGUGGAAGAGGAAAGUACAAUGAGAGAAACACUUUGUUAGUUGACGAUUCACCCCACAAGGCCUUGUGUAAUCCUCCAUACACUGGAAUCUUUCCUUGCCCGUACCAAUACACAAACCGUAAAGAUUCUGAAUUGGGACCUAAUGGUGAGCUCAGGAAGUACUUGGAAAGGUUAGCGGAUGUGGACAAUGUUCAAGAGUUUGUAGCGGAGAAUCCGUUCGGCCAAACAGCAAUAACGGAGAGGCAUGAGUCAUGGGAGUUUUAUUCGAAGGUCAUCGAGGCAUAUAAGUAAAUCGAUUCAGGAGACUUUUGCUUGAGUAAGUCUUGAUUGUUUAAUUGGUACUUGAGAGCACAACAUAGGUUAUAAGUUAGUUCUGGAGAAAAACGUCAUUGUUUUUCAACAAAGACUAGAUUCUCUUCAAAUUUUGUUUACUUGUGUUCUAAUUUAUAAUCUUUUAAUUUGACGUACGUAAAUGGUAAAAAUGAUUAUGCGUUUAUAUUUCUUCC